AUGGAUAUCUGCAAAGAUGAAGAAAGAGGGCGUCGGCUGGAGGAACUGGAGAAGGACCUUCUGAACCCUCGAUCAGUGAUCAAUGUUGACUGCCUUCUUGACACAGUUCAAGGACUCAUUUCUGAUUGUGAUCAUCCUGCAUUGAAACGGAUCAAGAACAUAGAUUCAUUCCUCUCUCGCUUUGAGAAAUGCUCAUCCAGAAUUGUGGAGUGCCGUAUGAAACCCGACGACUACAAUGUCAUCAAGGUGAUUGGCCGGGGUGCAUUUGGAGAGGUUCAACUUGUUCGACACAAGUCCACCAAACAUGUCUAUGCCAUGAAACGACUCAGCAAGUUUGAAAUGAUCAAGAGAUCGGAUUCAGCCUUUUUCUGGGAGGAACGAGACAUUAUGGCACAUUCCAACUCAGAAUGGAUUGUGAAACUUCACUUUGCCUUUCAAGAUGCCAAGUAUCUAUAUAUGGUGAUGGACUACAUGCCAGGUGGAGACUUGGUGAACCUGAUGUCUAACUAUGAUGUUCCUGAGAAGUGGGCACGCUUCUACUCUGCAGAGGUGGUGCUGGCAGUUGAUGCCAUACAUCAAAUGGGUUUUGUUCAUCGUGAUGUAAAGCCAGACAACAUGUUGAUUGAUAAGUUUGGUCAUCUUAAGCUUGCAGAUUUUGGGACAUGCAUGAAGAUGGACACUGAUGGCUUAGUACGCUCUGACACUGCAGUUGGAACUCCAGAUUACAUCUCGCCAGAAGUCCUAAAGUCUCAGGGUGGGGAAGGUUUGUAUGGUAGAGAAUGCGACUGGUGGUCUGUAGGAGUCUUCUUGUAUGAAAUGCUUCUAGGGGACACCCCCUUUUAUGCAGACAGUCUUGUUGGAACAUAUGGGAAAAUCAUGGAUCACAAGAAUUCUCUCCACUUUCCUGAUGACAUUGAGAUCAGUCGUAGUGCCAAGGACCUCAUCUGUGCAUUCCUCACUGAUCGAUCUAAUCGCCUUGGACGAAAUGGAGUUGAAGAGAUCAAGAGUCACAGGUUCUUUGUUAAUGAUCAAUGGACUUUUGAUACCAUUCGUGAUACAGUCCCACCCAUUGUACCUGAGUUGAGUGGAGAUGAUGACACAAGCAACUUUGAUGAAGUCGAGAAGGAUGACAGUCCUGAAGAAUUCUUUCCUCCUCCGAAAGCAUUUGCUGGCAAUCACUUGCCAUUUAUGGGUUUUACAUAUUCUGGCGAUUAUCAGCUCCUAAGCAAAUCUAGUGAUGUCCCAGAUCACAACCAUGUUCCUAUGGGAAACAUUUCGCAGCUCCAGGAGGAUCUGAACCGUCAAAAGAUACAUGCCAGUGAGUGGGAAGAACGAUACCACCACUUGGUGACUGAAGCCCAAAAAAUGAAGGACAAGGAGAUUCAGCUAUUAGAAACCAGUCGGCAGCUAGAGAAGCAGCUGGCCUUGAUGACUCAUGAUAUGAAAGAGGCACAACGCAAGGCUGAAAAUGAAUUGGAAGCUCGGAAAAAGAUUGAAGCAAUGCUGCAAGAGACCAAUCGUAAGCUAGAGGAUGAAUAUAAUCGCAGAAGUCGAGAACACAACAGCACUCUCCAGAUCAAUGAAAAAAUCCAUUCAUAUGAGAAGCAGAUUCUGGAACUUAAGGAGAAAUUGAAGUCAGAAAAUGACACUGUCAUCAAACUUAAAAAGCAGAAUGCAGACCUGUCAGUGUCAAACUCUACAAAGGACCAAAGUCUGCAGGAAUUGCAGGAGCGUGUCAGCAGGCUGCAACAUACACGAGAUGAAAUUGAGAAAAACAACCUAAAUUUGAAGGCCAAGCUCGAGCAGGUGCGAAACUCUAUGACACAGGAAGGUGAUAGGGUACGUGAAUUGGAGAAUAAAAAGCAGAGCUUGCAAGGUGAAUUAGACCGAUAUAAAGAGAAUGAGCGCCGUUCAGCUGAAGACAACCAACAACUGAGGGAACGUAUUGUUGAUUUGGAAAAGCGUCAAGCCAUGUUAGAAGUUGAACUUAAAGCUGCAAGACAGAAGUACCAAGAAGAACUCAAAGCACAUCAAGAUGCAGUCAACUCCUACAAAACUGAGAAAACCCGCAUCAUCAAUGAAGAGGGGGCCAAUGUUGAAGCAGUCAAGUCACUCCAAAUGAAGCUUAACGAAGAAAAGCAGCUGCGGCAGAAGGCUGAGCAUUUUAACCAGGAAAAAGAACGGCAGAUGUCAAUGCUUUCAGUUGACUAUCGCCAACUGCAGCAGCAGCUGCAGAAAGUUGAGGGAGAGCACAGACAAGAAGUGGAGAAGGUUCGUGCCAUAUACAUUCAGCUUGAACAAGAGACACAACAGAGGAGUUUAUUGCAGUCAAACAUGAGUGUGGCCUCUUCUGAAAUCUCAGUACUCAAGGCUCAGGAGAAGCAGCUUCAGCGGGAAAUUAAUGACUUAAGAGAUGUUCGUAAGAACCUAGAACAUCAGGUGCGACAGCUUCGAGCUGAGAGAUCUCGUGAUGACCUGCAAAUGAAAGAACUUCAGGAUCAACUGGAAGCAGAGCAGCAUUUCUCUACCCUGUACAAGACGCAGGUGAAUGACUUGAAAGAGGAACUGGAAGAGAAAGCCAAACAGUUGAUGGACUUAGAGGAAGAAAAUAAGUAUUUGGCUGAUCAGCUACAGAGGGCCAUCUCAAGAGCUGAUGAAGAAGCCUUGGCCAAAAGUGUGGUUGAAGAAAAUCUGGCUGAUAUGGAACGAGACCGUAUCAACAAGGAAUUUGAGGUCAAGAACACAUUGGAGGAGAUGAAAAAUGAGAUUUCUAACAAGGAAGCAUCUUUGGUUGCCCAGUUCAAGAGUAAGGAAAGUGAAUUUCGUAAAUCUGUUGAAGCCCUCAGUAAAGAACGGGACCUGAAGGUACAGCAGAUCAAGGAAAUGGAGGAUCGCCAUGCUAAGGAGAUGAGUGGGGCAAGUGCAGUUGAGAUGCAGAAGCUGCAGCGUCAGCUGCAACAAGAAAGCAUGCUGAAAGUCCAGGCUGUGAAGAAGUUGGAGGAGAUCAUGAACCGAAAGGACAAUCCGCUGAAAGGUCGUAAUAAGGUCAGUGGUGCUGAGCUACGCAAAAAGGACAAAGAAUGCCGAAAACUGCAGCAAGAGCUGAAUCAGGAACGGGAGAAGUUCAAACAGAUGGCUGAUCGUUGCAGCAAGGAACUUCAGGAUAUACAGGCAUUUUUGAAUGAGGAAACUCAAUCAAAGGUCAAGCUGAAGAUGGAGCUUGACAGUAAGGACCUGGAAAUUGAGCAGUUGCAACAAAAGCUAGCACUGUUGAACAGUGAGACAAUUUCAGUUAGCAGUAGCCUUGGAGAAAAUGAUGGUGAUGAUGAAGGGUCACGACUUGAAGGGUAUCUGUCAAUUCCAAACAAACAGAACAUCCGUCGUCAUGGCUGGAAGAAGCAAUUUGUAGUUGUGUCAUCCAAGAAGAUUUUCUUCUACAAUUCUGAGAGUGAUAAGGUUAAUGCUGAUCCAUCACUCAUCUUGGACUUGGAUAAGGUUUUUCAUGUGCGUUCAGUGAGCCAAGGUGAUGUCAUUCGAGCUGAUGCCAAGGACAUCCCAAAAAUCUUCCAAAUUCUUUAUGCUGGAGAAGGUGAAGCACGGAAACCCGAUGAAAAUUUUCCUCCACCAGAUGUGAUGAAGUCUGAUGACAAACCUGGCACCUAUACGCAUAAAGGGCAUGAACUGGUUCAGAUUUCAUUCCAUUAUCCAACACCAUGUGAAGCAUGUGCUAAACCCAUGUGGCACAUGUUCCGUCCCCCACCAGCUCUGGAAUGUCGCCGAUGCCGUGUCAAGCUCCACAAGGAGCAUCUGGACAAAAAGGAAGAAGUCUUGGCUCCAUGCAAAGUCAAUUAUGAUUCUAACACUGCCAAGGAAUUGUUGUUGAUGGCAACCUCAGUUGAGGAGACACAGCAGUGGGUGUCCAAGUUGGAAAAGAAGGUCCAGAAGGGUGGAUUCAAGGCCAACAAGGAAAGUCGGGACAGAUCUGGCAGCGAUUACAGUUCAAGCGGUUCCAAGCUGAAAUCUCAUGAUUCCAUGCACUCUACAUCAUCAGCAUCACAGAGAUUCCAGUCCCCUGCAAAAAGUGCCACACUGCCAUCAAACACCAGUCUGAAGAAGUGA
Messenger RNA from Darwinula stevensoni, 4119 nucleotides. The record is from the annotation of a GenBank genome assembly. NCBI's taxonomy places the organism in Eukaryota, Metazoa, Arthropoda, Ostracoda, Podocopida, Darwinulidae.